This is a messenger RNA of Panicum hallii, 2321 nucleotides long. RefSeq names its product anamorsin homolog. Gene Ontology annotation, molecular function: iron-sulfur cluster binding. Gene Ontology annotation, biological process: iron-sulfur cluster assembly. NCBI's taxonomy places the organism in Eukaryota, Viridiplantae, Streptophyta, Magnoliopsida, Poales, Poaceae. The record is from RefSeq and is a predicted model, not a curated record. Bases 1318 to 2061 code for a protein of 247 amino acids. Gene Ontology annotation, cellular component: cytoplasm. The transcript has 8 exons.
CGCGAGGGACCCGGAGGCAGCGGAUAGGCGUGUGGGAUCCGGAGACUUGCGCGGUAUUCAUCGCGGCGGUGCGAGCGGAGCUCACCGGCGGCAGCGGGCUCGUCGGCUUCUCCGGCGCCGGCCCGGGAUAUUUUCAGAACACCCCCUGGUUCGGAUCGCUAUCAAUAAUCGCGAUCCGAAUCAGGGGUCAUUUUGUAAAUUUUGGGAUUGGUAAUUUUCGUAAAAGCCCUCUAAAUCGGAUCGCGAUCAAUAAUCGCGAUCCAAACUAGGGGCUUAGUUGAAAAAUACGGAUAAAUUAGUUACACAAAACCCCCUGGUUUGGAUCUGGGGUCCUUUUGUAAAAUAUCACCGCCGUCCACCAGCUCCGGCCAGCGCCGACACCGCCCUUCGCCUUUCGCGUGGCCCGCUGGCCUUCGCCCUCCGCCUGCCCACGCUGCUCGUGCCACCCUGCCCGCCGCGCGUCUCAGUAUGCAGGUGCCUUAAUCUGACUCCAGGGCGGCGGCACUCGCGGUGACGGACGAGGUGACGGUUCCGAUCCGGGCGGUGGGGGAUCUGGCCGCAGCCGCCGACGUCUCGCGCGAGGAGGUGGCCGUCAUCACCUAGUGCGCUUCGCUCGGUUAGCAUCUCGCCCCCCACUUUUUGUUGACAAAGCUCGAAGUUCGUGUGUGGAUUGUAUGGAUUCAGAAACCGAUCGAUUAUCCCCCCUCCUCCCUGGAUGUUUGAAAUAGCGUGCCUUGUUGUUUGAUUUUGUUGCAACGGGUGCUUCACCAAUCAAAUUCGGAAUGCACGUUGAGUUCUUAGGAUUUCAUACAUUAAUUGGAAUUAGGUCAUCAUCUAUACUUGUGUGAGUAUUGUGGAACUGCAGGCACGAGGCACUGAUUUUGGAUAUAUGUAAUGACUAGUGAUGUGGAGGCGAAGUUAGUUGAUCCUAACUUUUUGGUCUGUAAUGUUUAUUCCAGUGGUAUCUCUGCUUUCUGUUGCUUAGAAUGGGAAAUUUUCACUUACGUAACAGGGGAGACCUUUAUGUAACAAAAAGUUGAAUCCCUAUUUCUGAUGAUUGCAUUUUUAUCCAAUUUGGGAAUCUGCAUCGCUCCCAAGGUUGCAAUAAUUGAAUCCAUGGAUAUCCCUCGGAAACUUGUUCAGAGUUGAAGGUUUCUUUGUAGUUUCUGACUUGAUGGCUCAUGCGUUUUCUAUCGAUCCUUCACACGCAAUGGAAGACAUUGGAGGGAAAAUGAAGAAGAGUUUAUGUAUACAGACCAACCAGAAAAGAAAUCGAGGACAAUAAUAUGUGAAAAGGAAUCGAUUUUUUAGCCAUGGAUGCUUCGCGGCUAUGAAUUUGAGCAGGUGUCUUUUUGCAUGCACAAGCCAGGUGGGAAGUUGCCUUUUGAUGAUGGUUCAGUUGGCGCUGUUCUUGCUGUCGUAGAAAACGAAAGCUUGAGGGAACAGUUGGUUGCUGAAAUUAGCCAGGUUCUGAAAGCUGGCGGAAGAGUACUGGUGCCGAGCUCUGCACCUUCCUCCAGUCAGAAGCCAAACACUGAUAUUGAACGCAAGCUACUGAUGGGUGGAUUUGUUGAAGUGCAAGCUUCCACUGCAAGCUCACAGGAUAAUGUGCAAUCUAUUAUCGUGAGUGGUCUAAAUGUUAUGGCAAAGAAGGCCAGCUGGAGCAUGGGUUCUUCUUUCCCCCUUAAGAAAGCAACAAAGGCCCUUCCUAAGAUUCAAAUUGAUGAUGACUCGGAACUUAUUGAUGAAGACAGCCUCUUGGCUGAGGAGGACCUGAAGAAACCACAACUUCCAGUUGUUGGGGAUUGUGAAGUGGGGGCAUCAAGGAAGGCAUGCAAGAACUGUACUUGUGGCAGGGCUGAGGCUGAGGCAAAAGUAGAGAAGCUAGAGCUCACUGCCGAGCAGAUCAAUAAUCCUCAGUCGGCUUGUGGCAGUGUAGUGUGGGUAUGUGGGUUGGGUGAUGCCUUCCGAUGUGGCACCUGUCCGUACGGAGGUCUCCCCCCAUUCAAGCCUGGCGAGAAGGUUUCCUUGUCUGGCAACUUCCUUGCCGCAGACAUAUGAUGGGUAUCAGAUACAACUAUACAAGUGAACGUCGGCAAGAGCAGAAGAUUGAGAUUAUCUUUGUCAAUUUGUUCGUUUGUUUGGACGUCACGUCGGUAGUUAAGUGGUGAUUCUCACAGGACGAACAAAUGAAUUCGAAGUAGCCCUGUUGGCCUAUGUGUGCGUGUGGCAGAUUGAGCAAUGCGCAUCACCGAUGAUGUACAUAACUGAGGCGGGCAACAUAAUUUGUUUGACCUGAAGGGAUGACAUACACGUAAUGA